Messenger RNA from Chaetomium strumarium, 2052 nucleotides. Its product is annotated as PLC-like phosphodiesterase. The coding region runs from base 1 to 2052 and encodes 683 amino acids. The transcript is spliced from 4 exons. NCBI's taxonomy places the organism in Eukaryota, Fungi, Ascomycota, Sordariomycetes, Sordariales, Chaetomiaceae. Gene Ontology annotation, biological process: phosphatidylinositol-mediated signaling; lipid metabolic process; release of sequestered calcium ion into cytosol. Gene Ontology annotation, molecular function: phosphatidylinositol-4,5-bisphosphate phospholipase C activity. The record is from RefSeq and is a predicted model, not a curated record.
AUGUGUCUCCAGUUUCGCAAGGAGAAGGCGAAGCCGAGAUCGAACUUCAUCCGCCGCAUGACAACCAUCCGAGGGCGAGGCUCGCCCAGCCACAAGGGACAUGCCAUACUCGAUGUUGUUGCAACAGCGCUCGCCGGAAACCUCAAAACCCUCAUCGGCGUCGAUCUAACGUUGGAUGGCACACUGAAGACGUUCCACGAGUGCGUCAAGACACAUGUGAGGCAUGUCUACGACAUGGCCAGGGGCCGCGAUAGGCUUCUGUCCCGCGAGAAGUUCGCAGCCUUUCUGAAAAUGACCCAAGGGGUCGACGACGCAGAGUGGCUCAAAUGCGAGAAGUACACCUUUGACCAAUUCUUCUACAUCUGGAGCCACAACGAGUCCGCCUGGCGCGCUAGCGGCAAGUCCAACCAAGAUGACCUGGAUACCACACGCCCCAUUAGCCAUUACUUUAUCAGCAGCAGUCACAACACCUAUCUCGAGGGCAACCAGCUCUCCUCCAAGAGCUCGGCCGAGGCAUACCGUGCUGUGCUGACAAAUGGAUGUCGCUGCAUCGAAAUCGACGUCUGGAACGGGCCGCUUCCUCGCUCACCUUCCAAGUCACCAAACCCCGGGCAUCGGAGGCAGUUCUCCUCGACCUCGUUUUCCCGAGUCGCUGGAGAAAAACUCGAGGCGCUUAUGAGCAUCAGGGCAAGCCGGCAACACAGCCGUAGCCCGAGCGCCGUCCAAACCGCUUUUCCAGCUGUGGAUCCUAGGGAAAGCGGCACGACGCUCGACCCGAAAGAAUUGAGUGACCGCCUUGAGCUACAAUCGAGAGACUCGUCCAGGUCGACGCUUAGGGUGGAGCCGGUCGUACACCACCAUGGGACCAUGACAUCCACCGUCGGCUUCCGAGAAGUGUGCCAGGCCAUCCGAGAGAGCGCCUUUGAGAAGAACCCGUUGCCCAUCAUCGUCAGCCUUGAGGUGGGUGCCGACCGCGAGCAGCAGGAGGUCAUGGUAGAUAUCAUGAAGGAGGAGUGGGCAGGCCUACUGUUGGACAAGCCGUUUGACUUCUGCGAUCCCUACCAGCGGCAGCCUAAUCUAGAGGAGCUCUACAACAAGAUCUUGAUCAAGGUGAAGCGCCUGAGCGAUUGUCGAGUGGAGGCGGAAGUCGAGAGGGGGAGAAGCCUGGGGAUCUCGGUCAUCCGCUCCAAGCCGCCCAUCUGCGAAGCUCUCGCCGCGCUAGCCAUCUACACCCACAGCGAGCACUUUGAAGACGAGAGUUCCCUCGCAUCGCGGACUCCGAGCCACAUCUUCAGCUUGAGUGAGGACAGUUUCAUGUCGUUGGCCGAAGAUACAUCCAAGCUCCACAAGCUUCUCAUGCACAACCGAGACUUUUUCAUGCGCAUCUAUCCCAAGGGCAUACGCGUUGACAGCAGCAACCCAGACCCGACCUUCCACUGGCGGCGGGGCGUGCAGAUGGUGGCCAUGAACUGGCAGAGGACGGACGAGGGCAUGAUGCUCAACGACGCCAUGUUUGCGGGGACUAACGGGUGGGUGCUGAAGCCGCCGGAUCUGCGCAACGACAGCAGCGCCAGUGAUCUCUCUGAAAUGUUCCACAUCCGGAAACGCACCCUCGACCUGCGCAUCACGGUUCUUGCGGGACAGUUUCUGCCCUUGCCCGAGGACCGGCGGCGCGGCGGCGGCUUUGGCGUCGUGGGCGACAAGAAGUUUCGGCCAAGGGUCAAGGUGGAAUUGCAUGUUGAGAAGCCGCACAAGUCGUUCGACUGUGCGAAGGAGACGCGGCCUGCUUCCACGGACAAUCCUGACUGGGGUCUCUAUCCGGCGAGUCUGGAUUUCGUGGACGUGAAGAAUGUGGUGGAGGAGCUGAGCUUUGUGAGGUUCAAAGUCGAGGAUAGUGCAAGCGGUUUUCGCGACGACUUCGUUGCCUGGGCUUGCAUCCGUCUGGACCGACUUCAACUCGGGUAUCGGUGCGUGGAUUUGCUGCAUCCCGUCACACGCCGGCCUUGCAACGCGCAAUUAUUUAUCAAAGUCGAGAAGAUUCUGAGAGAGUGA